Molecule: messenger RNA, 402 nt
Organism: Striga hermonthica
Lineage: Eukaryota; Viridiplantae; Streptophyta; Magnoliopsida; Lamiales; Orobanchaceae
Source: the annotation of a GenBank genome assembly
AUGUUCUGGUUUCGACUAGAGGCGAUAAAAAGAUCAGUCGACCGACAAAACAUAACGGCCCGUUUGGAUGAGAUCUUGACGAGAGCGGCCGAGCUUUUAAAGACCAAUGGAAAUUGGGCCGUGAUUGGUGGGGGGCUCUCGAACGAUGUAAUAAUGAUCGAUCAAGAAAAAAUGAGAGAAUUUCUCGGUCGGUUUCCUUUGUGGUGUAAAAAUGUGGUGCAAAUGGGCUUAGCUGGUGCAGUUAGGAGUGCCUUUGAAGCUGCUUUUGGUGAUGGUGAAAAAUGCCAUCAUAGCUAUGAGAUGAUAAUACCAUUUGAAGAAGGUUUGGUUGAGAAAACAAUGAUUUGUGGCUCUUGCAAACGCUCUUUGGAGAGAUUUAUUGUUUAUAAAUGUGAAGAAUGA